CUCAAGGAAGGGAGCGCGGAAUGCGCCGGCGCGUAGUCCAGGACGCCAGGCCGAGGGUUUUGCUAGGGAACUGACUGUUGUUGCCCCGCCCCCUCGGGGCUUUUUGUCUCGUUAACUGUCGCAGUGGCGGGGGCUCCAGCGCCGGGCGACAUGCCGGUGCGCUUCAAGGGGCUGAGUGAAUACCAGAGGAACUUUCUGUGGAAAAAGUCAUAUUUGUCAGAGUCCUGUAAUUCCUCAGUGGGGCGAAGGUACCCAUGGGCUGGACUUAGAUCAGAUCAGUUAGGAAUCACAAAAGAGCCAAGUUUUAUUUCAAAAAGAAGAGUCCCUUACCAUGAUCCACAGAUUUCAAAAUAUCUUGAGUGGAACGGAGCUAUCUCAGAGAAUGAUGUGGUUGUAUCACCGGAACCUGAAGCCCCAGAAUCAACAGAAGCACCAGAAUCACAAGAGGCAGAACAAACAGAUGUUAACCAAGAAAGAGUCCUUGCACUAGAAGCCUCCAGGGUGCCCAAGAGAACCAGAUCUCACUCUGCAGACUCCAGAGCUGAAGGAGCUUCAGAUAUUGCGGAAAAUAAUAAGGAUGUAAUAGCAAACAAUAUACCAGUUAAUGAAAAUGUGGAACUGGAACAUUCUGCCAAGCUUCUCUCAGGAAACGUAGAUAAUAAGUUGGAUAGACUUCUGCAGAAGAAAGCUGGAUUGACUGUUGUUCCUUCACAUAAUGUCUUGAGAAAUUCUGAAUACCAAAGGCAGUUUGUUUGGAAAACCCCUAAAGAAACUGCUCCAGUUUUUGCAGCCAAUCAGGUUUUCCACAAUAAAAGCAAAUUUGUUCCACAAUUCAAAGGUAACUCAAUCAUCCAUGAAACUGAAUAUAAAAGAAAUUUCAAGGGUUUAUCUCCAGCGAAAGAACCAAAAUUAAGAAAUGGUUUGAAAGAGAACGGACAUUUUGAAACAAUAUCUCCUGAAAAGAAGUGUAAUAAGAUAGAUGAUCCUUUAAAAUUAGAAGCAGAGAUGGAAUCAAAAGACUUAAACCAGCCUAAAAAGAAGCUCACUUCAUGGAGACAUCAAAGGCUUGGGAAGGUGAAUUCUGAAUAUAGAGCAAAGUUUCUGAGCCCAGCCCAGUAUUUAUAUAAAGCUGGGGCUUGGACACAUGUGAAGGAAAACAUACCAAAUCAGGGUUCUCUAAAUGCCAUGUGGUAUGCGGAGGUUAAAGAACUCCGAGAGAAGGCUGAGUUUUAUAGGAAACGAGUUCAGGGAACACAUUUUUCUCGGGACCAUCUGAAUCAGAUUCUGUCUGAUAAAAACUUCUGUUGGGAUGUCUCCUCCACCACAAGCUCAGAAGGAACCAUUAGUAGCAACAUUAGAGCAUUGGAUCUUGCUGGAGAUCCUACAAGCCAUAAGACUUUGCAGAAAUGUCCUACAAAACUAGAAGAAAAAAGACCAGUCUUGGAAGAACAGCUCCAGAAAAAUACCACAGAGAACUUGGGCGUGUCAGAUGCUCCCAUCAUACCUGUUAGGAGGCGUCUGGCUUGGGAUGCAGAGAACACCAAUGAAGACAUACAGAAACCGCCAAAGGAAGAAGAAGAGGAAAGGGAAGAGGAAAGGGAAAAGGACAGACAGGUUUAUGUGGGAGAGUUAGAGAAGUUGGAAGUACAUGAAAAAUCUAAGGCAGACAAGAUAAAAGAAGGGUCGGAUUCUUCUUCUGUAUCCUCAGGAAAAGGAGGCAGGCUUCCCACUCCGAAGCUGAGAGAACGUGGUGGAAUCCAAAGGACUCAUCAUGAUCUUACCACUCCAGCUGUUGGUGGUGCUGUUUUAGUGUCUCCCUCUAAAGUGAAGCCUCCGGUCCCAGAACAGAGGAAAAGAAUGUCCUCUCAGGAUGGUUUAGAAACUUCAAAGAGUGAUUUUAGAAAGAAAGAAAGUCGUGCUGUAGCUCUCCUGACUUCUCCAGCUGCUGGUAUAAAAACAAUUGAUCCCCUACCUUUGAGGGAAGAUUCUGAAACCAAUAACCCCAAAUUUGCUGAGGCAACUCUUCCAGUUUCAAAAAUUCCAGAAUAUUCAACAAACACUCCUGUACAGUCUCCUUCUCCACCCUGUCCUUCUUCCUACUGGCAUCCCUCUCGCCGAAUUCAGGGCUCUCUGAGAGAUCCAGAAUUUCAGCAUAAUGUGGGAAAAGCAAAGAAGAACAAUUUCCAGUUACCUCAGCAUGAAGCCUUUAAUGACGAAGGACAAGACAGUAUGAUGAUGAAGUAUUUCCAAGUAAUACUGAACUCAUGAGCUGUGUGUUGAGAUGAGGACAGAUUAUCUGAGAUUUCUGCUCGCUCUGCAGCUUCUAGUCUCCGAGCUUUUCAAACUCUGGCACGAGCUCAGAAAAGGAAGGAGAAUUUCUGGGGCAAAACAUAAUUAAAGAUAAACCUAGUUGAGUUGCUUUUAUCUAGGGAACCUUUGGCACAGUUUUUCUUUAUUGCUUUACUCUGUUAAGACUUUUCAAGUUUUGGAUUUUUUUCUAACGUUUCUUAUUAAAAAGAAUUAUUUGAUUUUCAAUAGCUAAUUUAGUUUACUUGGAAAAUUUUAACACAGGUUCAUACAAAUUUAACUUUUAAAUAAUUCUUUUUACAUUCAUCCCAAAGUAGAAAGACUUAGACUAUGUAGUUCUUCACAUGUUCUACCUUUGUAUUAGGUGUCAGGGAUAGCUGGUAGAAUUGCGAAUUUCACCUGUCCAGAGAAUAUUCUAAAAAGUGAGGAAAGUGAAGUAAACAUUAAGAUCCAAGUGAGAAGUAUAUAUUUCCCUAAAAUUGGUUCUAUGUAGCUUUAUAAUUGUAGAUAUCAUAAAAUGAACUUUUUGUUCCUUUAACUUUUUCUUUAGUGUUUUUUUUAGUACCUUCUGUAUGUGAUUACAGUGUUAAGAUAAUUUUAUUUUAGAUCGAAAAUGCCAGCUGUAUAUAUUUUUAUUAUUUAUGUGACAAAGUUUGCUGAGAGAAUAUGUAUUUUUUGAUCUUUGUGUGUAUUCUAUUUGUAUAAGGACUGGCUUAUAUUUGAAUAAUGUCGAAAUUUCAAAAAAUUAUUUGUAUAAUGGAGAACUAAAACUUUGUAGUUUUAUUUUAUUUCAAAA
Molecule: messenger RNA, 3103 nt
Organism: Pteropus alecto (black flying fox)
Lineage: Eukaryota; Metazoa; Chordata; Mammalia; Chiroptera; Pteropodidae
Gene: SAXO6
Product: Mdm1 nuclear protein
Exons: 16
Coding region: 151-2268 (705 amino acids)
Biological process (GO): negative regulation of centriole replication
Molecular function (GO): microtubule binding
Source: RefSeq, a predicted model, not a curated record